UGUUGACGUUCCGUUCCGUAAUGGCGGAGGUCAGUGGGAAAGUGGGAGCCGGUGUAUUCACAAUUUGUCCUUUUAAAACAAACCGUGCAUUCUCAAUAACCAGUCGUUCUCGUGUUGUCGUUUUUGGGGCAUUUUUCAGUCUGAGGAUAUUCGAGAAAAAUAAUUAUAACGCUCAUCAGCCCGAAAAGCAGAGCUCCAGGACGUACUGCUCUCUUCUCCUGCACGUGACCGAGAAACCGCCGCGCUGUCCCGCUGCUCUGAUCAUCACCCGAUCUCACAGCUACAACAACAACUCUUCACUUCACACGAGUAAAACCGCGUAUUAUGACAUUCUGCGGGUUUCCCCGAACGCCACGCAGACCCAGAUCAAGACAGCGUACUACCGCCAGAGCUUCCGCUACCAUCCGGACAGGAACGCGGGCAGCGAUGAAGCCGUGCGCCGCUUCUCCGAGAUCAGUGAAGCGUACACGGUGCUGGGGAGCGUCAGCCUCAGGAGGAAGUAUGAUCGCGGUGUCCUGAGCUUGGCGGACGUCCAAAGUGCUGGGAGACCCUCUCGGAAAGACUCGGAUCAUCAUCAUCCUCAGCCGCAGAGGCGGCGCUUCCGGUCCGUCCCGGGCGCAGGAGAAAAGCCCAUGUUCGACUUCGACGCUUUUUUUCGAGCGCAUUACGGAGAGCAGCUGGAGAGAGAGCAGACCCUGCGCCGGUGGAGAGAGCAGAGAGAACAGAUACGACAAGAGGACUUCCGGAAAUGGAAACUGGAAAAGGGGACUGAGAUGGCGGUCGGUGCACUGCUGGUUGGAGGGGUUGUUCUUCUAUUCAGUCUGAAAUCAUAAUAUUUUCCAUUCGCUCACAUUUUUAGACAUGUAGACUGACCCGUAGGUUUACACCAGGGGUGUCCAAUCUUAUCCGGAAAGGGCCGGUGUGGGUGAGGUUUUCAUUCCGACCAGUCUGGAGCCACACCUGAUUCCACCUGUUUAAUCAGUUGAACUUGGCUUCCAGUAGACUCAGGUGUGGCUUCUGCUCGGUUGGAAUGAAAACCUGCACCCACACCGGCCCUUUCCGGAUAAGAUUGGACUCCCCUGGUUUACACUCUCAGAAAAAAAGACUGUCACUUAAAAGGUGCAAUAGUCUUUAUCCCCCCUACUUGUACAAACAACCUGGAAGAUAUGUACAACAUGCAGAAUUAUAAAGGGUCAACCUGUGGCCUUGAAGUCCACAUGAAAUCAAAAUGGCGGUUUUUAGUACGAAUAUGUCAGCCUUAACGUUAUCCAUAAGUGAUAAGUGCGCUCCAAAACAAUGACAAAAUUCGCAUUUAGAAUAUAUAUAUAUAUAUAUAUAUAUAUAUAUAUAUAUAUAUAUAUAUAUGCGUAUUCAAAAUGUACAGUCUCUCGCUACCACCGAUACGGAUCGACGAUUCUGAUGACAUCAUUCUGCACUUCAGAGUCUCAUCAGAUUUUCUGUCCAAUCAAACGCUUUGUAGAAUCCGAAGUGUCCCGCCCACAAACGUUAUAAAUAUGACCUCGCCGAAGUUGCCGCUGUUGAGCGAGAGAAAUCGUAUUCGCAAGCAAAUGUGUCUUUGGCUGUUCGAACGCUGGUUCGUUUGCUUUGUCGGUAGAAGAUUCUGCGAGGUUCUCUGGAACAGCUGAAGGAGAUGGAGGAAAAAACUUCCACAGGUGAAUCCAACGCGUCAUCGUCGUCGCUCAGGCUCACGUCCAUGGAGCUGACUAUCGAGUACGGCUUAACUCGGGCUGUGAGGUAAGCUAAAAUCUAUUGGCCAUUUAAAAAGGGGGAGGGGCUACUCGAUAUGUCCCGCCCUGACUUCCUGUUUCAGCGUAAAUGACGUCAACACAUCGAAGAACGCUGCACGUUUCGAGGCACUUCACAAGGACUUUAACACAAGUAUGUAUUGAAAGUGCAUUAGUGCUCUAACAGUUAGCUGUUAGAGACCCGCCCAUGUUCACGAAGCUCCGCCCCGGAUCUACAGUGGUCCCUAGAGUGUCUAUACGAUGAUUGACAGGAGCCACAUCCGAACACAAACAAGCCCUUUUGGACCAGAAUUCAGUUGUCCAAACGUGUUUUCUCGAGCAACUUUAUCCACUUUUGCUAAAGCCAUGGCUUCAUGUUUUUUUUCGUUUUUUUUCAAAUCAUGUCUUCCAGGUUAUUUGUACAAGCAAAAAAACUAUCAUUGGACCUUUAAGUGGCUUAAAGACACUUUAAUGGGCGGGAAUAUGGCCGUGGGCUCCAGGAUUUUUCAAAAAUAAAUAUUUCAAAUGUCGAAUUCACCUACUUAACUGUUAGAGGUCUUAGCUUUAAAAAAAAAUCUCGUAACCUAAUGCACCUUUAAGGACCGUUGUUGGAUCUUUAGAUUAGAUUUUAGAGUUAGAAAGUGCAGGAAACCAACUCUGGUCCUGGAUUACCCCACAUGUCCUGCACAUGUUUUCACUGCUCAAGAAUUCAGCUGAUAAUAAGAUAAGAUAAGAUAAUACUUUAUUAAUCCCCAGAUGGAGAAAUUAGGGAUUAAGCUAAUUAUCUGAAUCAAGCGUGUUGGGAGCGGAGAAAACAUGAAAAAUGUUGAGGACGGGACGUAUUCUGUGACGAACCGGAUUGGAAAUCUGUGCUUUACACUACAUGCACCUCUCCAGGUAAAAGAUACGUACUAGAGUCACAUCAAAUAGUGACUUAAUUAAGCUUGGAGCUUGAAUGAAUAAUGUAGUAAUAUUAAUAAAUAAUAAACAACUCAAUCGUGGCAUGUCUCACAAAGAACGAUGAAACUGGGAUGAAACGUCUCACGGGACAUCUUUUAGCCUUUUUAAAUAAUAAUAAAUUUUGUGUAAUGUAAUAUAUCAUUUUCUUUGGUUUAGGAAAUUCGAUACGGUUCCCAAGGUACACGUGUUUUCCCGAGUUCCGCUAGCUUGUCUUUCAAUUUCAGUUGAUUCAAUUCAUUUAGAAACUUCCGGAUCGUGAACGCAGCCGGAUAGAUGUUGAUUCUGUUUAAUGUAUGCACCUUACUUGGAUCAUGUAGAGCUUUAAAAUGCACCAAGCGCUGACGUGUUAUUUAUUUUAUCCCUGGAAUUUUAGCUCCUGUUUAACGGGCUGAUUUGAAUAUCCUGUCUAACUCCAGCUGUUCACAACUGCAUCAUUUGCACAAUACUCAUUUUAGGAUACAACAAAUGUAACCUCAUGACACUUACAGCAUGAAUACCUCAGGGUGUUGAAUAAAAGCCAUGGUGUGUUUGA
Molecule: messenger RNA, 3237 nt
Organism: Ictalurus punctatus (channel catfish)
Lineage: Eukaryota; Metazoa; Chordata; Actinopteri; Siluriformes; Ictaluridae
Gene: dnajc30b
Product: DnaJ (Hsp40) homolog, subfamily C, member 30b
Exons: 1
Coding region: 21-833 (270 amino acids)
Source: RefSeq, a predicted model, not a curated record